AUGGCAACCAGCAAUGAUGCCGAUAUCGCCACCACAUUGCCGUUAUCUGAAAAAGACGACGCGAUAGCAAUGGUGGGCGAGCAGCAACAUGCCAUUGAUCCCGAAGUUGAAGCAAGAGUCGUACGCAAAAUCGACUUGUUCCUCAUCCCGACCAUGGUCAUCGGAUAUGGCCUCGUCUACUACGACAAAGCAAUCCUCGGGUCGGCCGUCCUCUUCGGCAUGACCAAAGACCUAGACCUCUUCAUCACCAACAAUUCCACAACUCCGCCGACAGUCGACACCCGCCGCCUCAGCUGGGCCACAUCCCUCUUCUACUUCGGCAUGCUCGCGGGCCUGUAUCCCAUGACAUUCGCCCUCCAGCGCUUCAACAUUGGCCGCAUCCUCGGAGCCAUCGUCAUCCUCUGGGGAGCGAUAUGCAUGCUCACCGCCGCGGUAACCACCUGGCAGGGCUUAUACGUCCAGCGCUUCUUCCUAGGCUUCGUGGAGAGCAUCAUCCCCACGGGCUUCAUGUGCAUCGUCACCAGCUUCUACACCCAGUCUGAGCAGACCAUCCGCCAGAGCUGGUGGUACAGCAGCAACGGGUCGUUCGUCCUCAUCGGCGGAGGACUAAACUACGGUUUCGCACAGAUUACGAGCGGUGCCUUACAUCCCUGGCAGUACAUCUACCUGCUCGCGGGGGCGCUCACCCUCCUCUUCGGAUGCUUCUGCUUCGUUAUUCCUAAUUCCCCUGUUUCGGCGUGGUUUCUCACACCGCAGGAGAGAUUCACGGCCGUAGAGAGACUGCGUCACGGGCAAACCGGCGUGCGGUGCACAAAGUUCAAAAUGUCACAGGUGAGAGAAGCGGUCACCGAUGUCAAAGUGUGGCUUAUAGCAUUGAUGAUGGCAUCGACGUACACCAUGAACGGGGCAGUCAGCGGUUUCGGCCCUCUCAUCGUAUCUACAUUCGGAUGGAGCACUCUCCAGUCUAUAUUGUUGCAGUUCCCCCUCGGAGCACUAUGUGUCAUUGUCAUCAUGGCAACAGGCUACAUCGGCUCGCGCUUCCCAAACACCCGCAUCAUCAUGCUUAUUCUCUGCUGCCUCCCCGUCAUUGCAGGUUGCGCAAUCAUAUGGAAGAGUACAUGGACACACCACGCCGCCGCCCCCGUCAUCGGCUACACAAUCACCGGCUUCUUUGGCGGCACCGCCAGUCUCACCAUCUCCAUUGGAAUGUCCAACGUCGCAGGCCACACCAAGAAGAGUUUCAUGGCUGCCACGACGUUUGUCGCCUACUGCGUGGGCAACAUUGUUGGUCCGCAGCUCGUUUGGUCUGAGACGAAGAAGGAUCAUUAUCCUGCGUUGUGGCUGGGCUUGAUUGUAUGUUACAUCAUUUGCAUUCUUGCUGCGGCGUCGUUGUACGUGGUUUUGUAUCUGGGGAAUAAGAAGAAGAUGGCUGUUCCGGAGGAUGAAACGGAGAGAGCGAAGCUUGCUUUCCAGGAUUUGACGGACAAGGAGAAUCCGUACUUUCGAUAUGUGUACUAG
This is a messenger RNA of Pochonia chlamydosporia 170, 1518 nucleotides long. RefSeq names its product MFS transporter. Bases 1 to 1518 code for a protein of 505 amino acids. The record is from RefSeq and is a predicted model, not a curated record. Gene Ontology annotation, molecular function: transmembrane transporter activity. NCBI's taxonomy places the organism in Eukaryota, Fungi, Ascomycota, Sordariomycetes, Hypocreales, Clavicipitaceae. Gene Ontology annotation, biological process: transmembrane transport. Gene Ontology annotation, cellular component: membrane. The transcript is spliced from 3 exons.